GGUAUUGCGGGGUGCUGCAAGAUGAUAUCCAGAAUUUCGCCAUGCAGCAUGCGACACUCAGUGCUGUUUGUCCAAUAUUGGGAACGCGCGUGCGUCGUAAUCUGCAUGUGUUGCAGCUCCACUGUGCACCCAAUCUCACUGAGCUUCCAUGCCACGCGCGAUGCGGCACUGCAGCCGCAUAGUGGGUCAUACUCGAUUCGCUCUGUUUCUGAAUUUUCCUGCGUAGCCAGCUGGGCUCAAGCCUGGCGCCGAAGCAACUUCCGCAUGCCUGUAGUACAAGUGGCUUGUCACGUGCCAAGGUUUUCAACAUUUAAUGGCUGAAGUGUCGCGCUGGUGGAUUGCUCCAGCAUUCAUUGUGGCCAUCGUCGUCCUGGUGUCGUUGGACGUAGCUUUUGGAGUUCAUGCGCAAAUAUUGAAUGUGGUCAUACCAUGUGUUGUAUAUUUUCAGAGCAGGACGCCGAUGGCUUGCUUGAGUUAUAUGGCCUUAUAUGUUGCUGUAAGCCUUUCGUGCGUACCCCUGACGCCUUUCGAGAUUUUGACUGGAUUCUGCUUUGGCAUACCGCUUGGUAUCAUCCUCGACAUCACUGGACGUGUAACAGGAGCAGCUUUGUCAUUCCUUGCAGCGCGUGCGCUCUCGCAUAGUGGAGUUGAUUGUCCUUGCGUGACGGGUGAAGCAGUGAUGGCGGGGGUUGGAAAGGCUGUGGAAGAGCACGGUUUUCGUUUUCUGCUUCUUUUCAAUUUGGCACCAAUGCCAGUUGCAGUCAAGAACUAUGGCCUCGGAUUCGUUCCUGAGGUAAGAUUGAGUUCAUUCAUUCUUGCGAUCAUGGUUGUCGAAGUUCCCAUGGCGUCGAUGUGGGCCUUCAUAGGAAGUUCUGCCGCCUCAGAGGUCUCCGCCAUGGACACCACUGCUGUUCAUUCUGCAAUUGUCAAUGGUGGGCCUGGCCUGUAUGUGAAGGUGCCCUUGCUUUGCGCCGGCGUCGUUUCAAUGCUCCUCGUGCUGCGCAUGAUUCACAAGAAGGUUGCCGUCGAAUUGGAGAAGGUAAAGCAAUGCGUAAUAGACGAUCGUGAGUGGCACCAGGUGUAGGGUGCUACGUUUGCGGCUGCACUGCUUCGGGCGGUUGUCAGAUUGGCACACAGCGCUGCCCUGGCGCGAGAGGAAAGCACGAGCCAUUAAAGCCGUCGUGGAGUUGCGCAGAUCGAUUGCUACAGGGGUGGGAUUCUGUGAAGAGGCCUGCAGGAAUGCGAAACACCAGAGGUGCGGCUUGAGAGAAUCGACCAAAUCGAUUCGAGUCGGACGGCGGAGGGCCUCCCACUGGCAAGCCGAUUUCGAUUCGCCCCGUGCGUGCGGGCGAGGUGAAGCCGCGCGAGUGCGAGAGAGACCUUCCCUUAGCUUGGGGCGCGUGCGCCCGAUGGUCCCCGCGUGCCGGCCGUCCUGGGGAUGCCGUGCAGCUCGUUGUUGUCCCCAGGUCGUCCUGUGGUUGUCCCGUGCUAUUUUCUCGCGGUUGUCCCGUG
This is a messenger RNA of Prorocentrum cordatum, 1512 nucleotides long. The record is from the annotation of a GenBank genome assembly. Lineage: Eukaryota; Dinophyceae; Prorocentrales; Prorocentraceae.